AAGAAAAUAUUGGAGUUACAAUUCAAUCCGCUAAUUUUAUUAAAUGAUAUGAUGUAGCUUAUUAAAUAUAAGUUAGAGGUUGGGAUGUUAAGAUAAUCCUAAACUCAAAUUAUCAUUUUAAUAAAAUAGUUAGGGAAGUAAAAUACAUUAUCGUAAUGCAUUUGAAAUAAAAUAAAUUCAAAAACUAAUUCCUUUUCAAAAAGUAAUUUAAAAAUUAUAUUGUUUGUAUAAAUUAUUGAGUCCAGCUCCAAAUCCGCGUCUGCUUCUCGUUCUUCCUUUUUUGCGUUUUCUCUCUCCAAUUAUUAGCGUCUUAUUCAGCCGCUCUUCUCCGAUCGGUGAAAGAAAUAUUAUGGCUAUGGAGGUUACACAGGUGCUUCUGAAUGCACAAUCAAUAGAUGGAGCUGUGCGAAAAAAUGCAGAAGAUAGCUUGAAACAGUUUCAGGAGCAAAACCUUCCUGUUUUUUUGGUCUCGCUUUCUGGAGAGUUGGCAAAUGAGGAGAAGCCUGUUGAAACACGUAAAUUAGCGGGUUUGGUACUUAAGAAUGCAUUGGUUGCCAAGGAACAACACAGGAAGUUUGAGCUUGUUCAAAGAUGGUUGUCAUUGGAUGGCAAUGCAAAAAGCCAGAUUAAGGCAUGCUUGCUGAAGACUUUGACAUCUCCGGUAUUGGAUGCUCGUUCAACUGCAUCUCAAGUCAUUGCAAAGGUUGCUGGCAUUGAGUUGCCACAUAAACAGUGGCCUGAGUUAAUAGGUUCACUUUUAUCAAAUGUUCAUCAGCUACCAGCUCAAGCUAAGCAAGCCACUUUGGAGACACUUGGAUAUUUGUGUGAGGAGGUGUCCCCUGAUGUUAUCGAUCAAGAUCAAGUAAAUAAAAUUCUUACAGCUGUAGUUCAAGGCAUGAGUUCAUCGGAGGGAAACACUGAUGUGAGGCUUGCUGCAACCAGAGCACUUUACAAUGCAUUGGGGUUUGCGCAAGCAAAUUUCAGCAAUGACAUGGAGCGUGAUUAUAUCAUGAGAGUUGUCUGUGAGGCAACGCUGUCCCCAGAAGUGAGGAUAAGACAAGCUGCUUUCGAAUGUUUGGUAUCCAUUUCAUCAACUUAUUAUGAAAAAUUAGCUCCAUAUAUUCAAGAUAUUUUCAACAUUACAGCAAAGGCUGUGAGGGAAGAUGAGGAACCUGUUGCUCUUCAAGCCAUUGAGUUUUGGAGCUCAAUAUGUGAUGAGGAGAUAGAUAUUUUGGAAGAAUAUGGAGGUGAUUUCACUGGUGACUCAGAUAUUCCUUGCUUUUAUUUUAUCAAGCAGGCGCUCCCUGCCCUCGUUCCUAUGCUUUUGGAGACACUAUUGAAGCAGGAGGAGGAUCAGGAUCAGGAUGAAGGCGCUUGGAAUAUUGCAAUGGCUGGUGGAACAUGUCUUGGUUUGGUUGCAAGGACUGUUGGAGAUGAUAUAGUACCUCUUGUUGUGCCAUUUAUUGAGGAAAAUAUUUCAAAACAGGAUUGGAGGCAGCGGGAGGCGGCAACUUAUGCCUUUGGUUCAAUCUUGGAGGGCCCUUCUCCAGAAAAGUUAAUACCCCUUGUGAAUGUUGCCCUUACUUUUAUGCUCAGUGCUUUGACAAAGGACCCCAAUAGCCAUGUCAAAGACACAACAGCCUGGACCCUGGGACGUAUCUUUGAAUUUCUUCAUGGUUCAGUUGUUGAUUCUCCCAUCAUCAGUCAAGCAAAUUGCCAACAGAUUAUUACAGUUCUGCUACAGAGCAUGAAGGACACUCCAAAUGUUGCUGAGAAGGCCUGUGGUGCUCUCUAUUUUCUUGCUCAAGGUUAUGAGGAGAUGGGUCCAUCAUCUCCUUUAACUCCCUUUUUCCAGGAAAUUGUCCAGUCCCUUCUGACUGUCACUCACAGAGAAGAUGCCGGUGAAUCUCGGCUGAGGACUGCUGCUUAUGAGACACUGAAUGAAGUGGUGAGGUGUUCAACUGAUGAGACUGCUCCAUUGGUGUUGCAAUUGGUUCCUGUCAUCAUGAUGGAGCUUCACAACACUCUUGAGGGCCAGAAACUCUCAUCCGAUGAAAGGGAAAAGCAGAGUGAAUUGCAAGGCCUUCUUUGUGGGUGUUUACAAGUCAUUAUUCAAAAGCUUGGUGCAUCAGAACCAACGAAAUAUGUGUUCAUGCAGUAUGCAGAUCAGAUUAUGGGACUUUUCCUUCGGGUUUUUGCUUGUAGGAGUGCUACCGUACAUGAGGAGGCCAUGCUUGCUAUUGGAGCUCUUGCUUAUGUAACAGGAGCAGAUUUUGCAAAAUACAUGCCGGAGUUUUAUAGGUACUUGGAAAUGGGUCUUCAGAAUUUUGAAGAGUACCAGGUCUGUGCUGUGACAGUUGGUGUUGUGGGUGAUAUUUCCAGGGCACUGGAGGAAAAAAUUGUGCCUUACUGUGAUGGUAUUAUGACACAACUUCUCAAGAAUUUGUCGAGCAACCAGUUGCAUCGCUCUGUGAAGCCUCCUAUAUUUUCAUGCUUUGGUGACAUUGCAUUGGCAGUGGGAGAGUAUUUUGAAAAGUAUCUAAUGUGGGCCAUGUCUGCACUUCAGAGCGCUGCAGAGUUGUCUACCCAUAUAGCAGGUGAUGAUGAAUUGGUAGAGUACACAAACUCCCUUAGAAACGGAAUCCUGGAGGCAUAUUCCGGGAUUUUUCAAGGGUUUAAGAACUCUCCCAAAACCCAGCUGUUGAUUCCUUAUGCACCUCACAUCCUCCAGUUUUUGGAUGGCAUAUACAUGGAGAAAGACAUGGAUGAUGUGGUGAUGAAGACUGCCAUUGGAGUCCUUGGUGAUCUAGCUGAUACAUUAGGAAGUGAUGCUGGUUCUAUGAUACAGCAAUCUGUCUCGAGCAAAGACUUUUUGAAUGAAUGCUUGUCUUCAGAAGACCUUAUGAUUAAAGAAUCUGCUGAAUGGGCCAAGUUGGCCAUUAGUCGUGCCAUUUCUGUUUGAGGGUGUUGCCAUUCAGCAUGUUUAUUUCUUUUCGAAGUCCAUGCAUUUGGGAAUGUCUAGGGUCUUGGGUUGCAUGUGUCGUGUCAUCACCAUUGUCAGACAACAGAAGUUACCAGUCUUUAUGUUGUCACUAACAUUUGCAUCAGCAUCAUGGGGUCAGAUUCCAUUUUUUUUAAUCAUGAAGGAACUGGAUACAGACAAUUUCAGAGAAGUCAACGAACGCCUGCAUAAAGAGAAUAUCUUUUGGUCUCGAAUGAGCGGAGUAGGGGGAGGGGAUCAUGAAUUUGGACAUGCAUAAGGAGUGGAGUCAGGUAGCUUGAUCACACUUACAUGUCAACACGAGCAUCAGUUUUUCCUUUAACGUGGUUUUCUCCCAGUAAAUCUAGUUUGAUGGAAUGGAUGAUCGAUCAUCUGGUUCAAACAACGCUGCAGCACUUUAAAGAAAUCUCAACUGCUGUAAAUCAACCAUUGUCAGUCCUUAUUCCAUCACCUAUCAAUCCUUAUUUUUGAAGCUCAAAUCUGCAUAUUUAUGAAGUAAGUACUUCCGGCUGGCUUGUAUUUAAAUCUCCUCUGCUUCAUUUAUACAUUUUGGUUCGGGGUCGGGUCGAGGAUUAACCACAUUCAGCAUUGCAUUCAUUAGAAUUCAUUUCAUUCGUUAGUUUUACUUAGUUUGGGAGUCAAAAUUGUUCCAUCUCAUGCAUUCAUAGAAUUUUUCUGUCUUUGCGUUUCUUUGGGGUAUACAACUGUUUUUCAUUUUGUUGUUCUUUUUUUUUUUUUAUAAAUGUAUUUUUGGUUAUCACUGCUUAGAGAAAAGUGAUACUAUUAUAAUCACAAUUUGGGCAUAUGACAUUAAACAAAGUUUAAUGAGGCAACUUAUUUCUGUGUUGCCUUAUUAUUAUAUUAUUAUUAUUAUUGGUUUUAAUGAAAUUGAGGCUUUGGCCUUUUUGCUUCA
Molecule: messenger RNA, 3914 nt
Organism: Gossypium arboreum
Lineage: Eukaryota; Viridiplantae; Streptophyta; Magnoliopsida; Malvales; Malvaceae
Product: importin subunit beta-1
Exons: 3
Coding region: 350-2962 (870 amino acids)
Biological process (GO): protein import into nucleus
Cellular component (GO): cytoplasm; nucleus
Molecular function (GO): small GTPase binding; nuclear import signal receptor activity
Source: RefSeq, a predicted model, not a curated record